This is a messenger RNA of Seriola dumerili (greater amberjack), 1754 nucleotides long. Its product is annotated as cyclin-dependent kinase-like 1. Bases 203 to 1246 code for a protein of 347 amino acids. NCBI's taxonomy places the organism in Eukaryota, Metazoa, Chordata, Actinopteri, Carangiformes, Carangidae. The transcript is spliced from 10 exons. Gene Ontology annotation, biological process: protein phosphorylation. Gene Ontology annotation, cellular component: nucleus. Gene Ontology annotation, molecular function: ATP binding; cyclin-dependent protein serine/threonine kinase activity. The record is from RefSeq and is a predicted model, not a curated record.
UCGUAAUGGGCGGCCGAUUAUUUCAGUGUGUGCGAAUGUAGGAGACAGAGUUUCAGCAUGAGGAGUGAGUAAAGAUGAAGACUGAGACUGAGUGAGUGGACUGUACUGAAGGGAAAUACUAAAGCAGACAGGGUUACUAGGGGUGACGACGCACAGGACAAGGAGACAGCGGAGAGAGUAAGUGACAGCUUCUGACUGCCCAAUGGAGAAAUAUGAAAAGCUGGCCAAAAUCGGUGAGGGCUCCUAUGGAGUGGUGUUCAAAUGCAGACACAGGGAUACUGGACAGAUAGUAGCCAUCAAGAAGUUUGUGGAAUCUGAAGAUGACCCGGUCAUCAAGAAGAUAGCAUUGAGAGAAAUACGCAUGCUGAAGCAGCUGAAACACGUGAAUCUGGUCAACCUGCUGGAGGUCUUCAGGAGGAAAAGACGGCUCCACUUGGUGUUUGAAUUCUGUGAGCAGACGGUCCUCAAUGAGCUGGACAAACACCCACGAGGGGUACCCGAGGCUCAGCUGAAAAGUAUAGUGUGGCAGACUCUGCAGGCUGUUAACUUCUGCCAUAAGCACAAUUGCAUCCACCGUGAUGUAAAGCCAGAGAACAUCCUCCUGACCAAAACCGGAGUCAUAAAGCUCUGCGACUUUGGCUUCGCCCGCAUUCUGACGGGACCAGAGGAUGACUACACGGACUACGUAGCGACCCGCUGGUACCGGGCCCCGGAACUGCUGGUUGGAGAUACUCAGUACGGGCCUCCUGUGGACGUGUGGGCUCUGGGCUGUGUCUUUGCUGAGCUGCUCCACGGGAAUCCACUCUGGCCCGGGAAGUCUGACGUCGACCAGCUCUACCUCAUCCGAAAAACUCUAGGUGACCUGAUCCCUCGUCACCAGCAGGUCUUCCGCUCUAACGUUUUCUUCAGUGGAGUCAGUAUUCCUGAGCCUGACACAACGGAACCCUUGGAAAAGCGCUUCCAUGGAGUGUCCCCUCACGCCCUGCAGGUUAUGAAGUCAUGCCUGGUGAUGGACCCGUCUCUCCGGCUGUCCUGCGAAGAGCUGCUGGAGCUGCACUAUUUCCAGGAAGAAGGAGGACCCAACUGGGUCCGCGAGGGUGAGCGCCCAGGAAGACGACACGACAAAGGCACCCGGCGCAGACAGGCAGGGGCGCAGUACCUGCCUCAGUUACCAAACAGCAAUAUCUCACCAGCACCAGAUGUCAAGAAGCAAGUGAAGCAUAAAUAUCACCUGCCCAACAUCUAACAAAGCAACAAACUGGUCUACAAGUUUGUGCCUGAACUGAAAGAACAUGGACGCUUCGUGCAAUUAUCUGAAUACAGUUUAAUUUGAAUAUACUUAUACACUGGGUGUGAAUGAGAAAGUAUUUUUAAUUCUGUGAUCACGUUCACUCGUCCACAGACAUCAUCAUUUUAUAUUCUUUACAUAACAAACAACAGUUAGGGGGCAGCUGCAGGUUAGGCAACACACUACGAUUACCAAAGAAUGCACACUCCAUGUGGUCAGUGCUGAACACUGUUUGCACCAAACACAAUGGGCGCUGCAUUUUAACACCUCUAUAAGAAUCAUAUAAAAUAUCUUCUUAGAAUCACCAGUGUGCCAUCAUCACUUGGACAUGAAUACCGGAGUUUUAUUGUUUUCUGCAGCAACUGAUUCCCACACAGGUUCAUACUGGCCAUCGAAUAUGUACAAUGUAAUACUGUAGGAUUAAUCUAUUCAACAAGCGAGUCAAUAAAACACCAUUUCAGUUGUA